AUGACUUUUGAGCAACGAUUGCAAGAUUCACUUGAGGCAUUGCCUGGUGGUUUCAAAGUUCACGUUCACCAAGUUGCAUGUCAACCAAGCAAGCACCAACUUUAUGUCAACCGUGAACCAGCGACACACGUUCAACGACUCAUACUUGUGAGACUCGAGGACGAGAGAUUGGAUGCAUUUGUAUGUGGAUUGGAAGUGGAUGAAUAUACGCUGGAAGACAAGGAGACGAAGGAACGUGUGGUGUAUAUCGCCAAAGUGGAUACAACGGGUGCAUUUUCAAAGCAACGAGGCAACGUGACACGUCGUUUACUGGAAGCAUAUCUUGCAUCGGUUGCACCAUGUUCGGUUUACGUCUUUGCUCGAUCACAACCACAAUAUUUGUUUCAUCUAUCAGCCAACAAUCAAGAUAAACGCGUAUUGGAUGAUCGUGGCUUGAUUCGAUGGUGGCGAGGUGUAUUAACAAAAUGUCUACAGAAUGCACAAUCAUCCAAUCACGAUAACAAGAAUGGCAUUGCAUGGUGGCAUGUACCUGGUGUUGACAAUGUGAGCAUGUUGGAACGGCAAGUCAAUUGUUCUCCUGAUCCAAAUUGGAUAUACGGCUUUCCUUUCGAUCCCAAUGCACGUGCAGUCGAUGUAAUUCCUCGUUUCUCGGAUGAUGUGAAGGCACGCGUUCUCAAAGAUCAUGACGACAACGGUGAAAUGACCGUGGCUGCUCUUACACAAUUGCUCGAAUUCACUGAAGAAUGCGGAGGGAAUCAUUUUGCUGGUCUCCUUGGUAUCCAUCUACCUGCUUUUGGUGAUGUCAACGGCAACGAUGACUCUGGAUCCUCCUCCUCCUCCUCUGAGUUAUAUCAUGAUCCUGAUAUCUUCACGGUGUUUUGGAACCAUUUGAUGAAGACCUCCUUCAAGCACAGUCAAGCCGUUAUAAAAGGUACAUCCAUGUUAUGCGACAAAUGGAAAAGUCUUGGCCUCCCUAAGCCGAUCACAAUCACAACAACUGGACCUGCCAUUCAGGCAACAUCGUCAACAACAACAACAGCACCACAUGUGAACACGUUGUCUUCAAACAUGAUCAAACGCAGCACCUCUUCUGCAACACCAAUCAACACGCUCACUGUUAAACGAAAAGAUAAUACCACCACCCCUACAACUAGUCAACAACCUAUCAACACACUCACUGUGAAGCGAAAGGAUACUUCAACCACCAAGGAUCAACCUAUCAACACACUCACUGUGAAGCGAAAGGAUAAAAUCACCACCACUGAUCCACCCAUCAACACACUCACUGUGAAGCGCAACAACACUAAUACCAUCACCACGAAUCAACCUAUGAAGCGCACAAGGGAUGAGGACAACAACAAUAAGGAUUUCACAGUGCAACAAUUAUCGAUUGAAUCCUCGCAACCAGAACCAAAACGACGACGACAUGAAUCUCCAACAGCCACAUCCUCCUCCUCCACUGCAACUCAACAAGACAAUGAUCCAGAACCCCCAACUGCACGUUCAUUUUUUGGAUAUUUGAAAUCCUUCUUCAUGUAA
This is a messenger RNA of Lichtheimia ornata, 1539 nucleotides long. RefSeq lists its product as uncharacterized. The record is from RefSeq and is a predicted model, not a curated record. Gene Ontology annotation, molecular function: histone H3K56 acetyltransferase activity. The transcript is spliced from 2 exons. Lineage: Eukaryota; Fungi; Mucoromycota; Mucoromycetes; Mucorales; Lichtheimiaceae. Bases 1 to 1539 code for a protein of 512 amino acids. Gene Ontology annotation, biological process: DNA damage response. Gene Ontology annotation, cellular component: nucleus.